GCAUGAUGUGCUGGCAAGGUAAGACUCAGACAUCAACUCUCAUCCAGUUCAACUAAACUACUCGUACGUCGGGCGGUAAAUGAAAGAGGAAAAGCCUGUCAGCAUGUACAGGGUUUGACGGCUACAUUCAUGGCUCUGGGCCAUGUGUCAACUCAUCACUGCUAGGCUGCAUGCUGCAAACGAUCCCAAAUCUCCCCACUUCAAAAUGGUUCAUGCCCGGGUGUUACUCGUUCUCACAGCGGUGUCGCCAACUAUGGCCGUGCCCAUGCGAUAUGAGCCCGACACUUCUACGAAGGAAGCGUAUACACUCAUUCUAUCUCUAAGCGUCGGCCCCCAGACCGAAAGCACUGCGAAUGUAUCGCCUCCGCCUCGUCACAACCCUAUUACUCAAGAUGUUCUCGCCAGCUUAUUCCUAGAUCAAACCUCGAAUUCGACACUGGGACGUAAAGGGUUUCUUCCGCCCAAAGGAAUGCAUAUGGCUGCGAUUCGAAUGUCAAGAAACAGAGAGAUAGGCAGCAGGUUCAUAACGCCAACGUUGAGAAGCGCAAAGUUAUUGAGACGGUUUAUGCCUCUCGAGUCCAAAAGGUCAACAAAACAUGGGGAAAGGGAAACUUUACAGUCACUCGGAAGCCCGCCGAGCCUAUACAAGCGGGCAUAUCUGGUCCUCGGGGAGGCAUCAUGAUCCGAGUCUUGCCUAGCAUAUGUAUCCCAAAUAUUGAGUACACUACACUAGGUAAAAGCCUGUGUCCUCACAUUCAAACAAUCAUGCAUAGAAGCAGCCACCUUGCUAAGACUGAGAUCUUGGCAAACUGUUCAAUCUUGAACCGACAUGGG
Colletotrichum acutatum is the source of this 834-nucleotide messenger RNA. RefSeq lists its product as uncharacterized. NCBI's taxonomy places the organism in Eukaryota, Fungi, Ascomycota, Sordariomycetes, Glomerellales, Glomerellaceae. The record is from RefSeq and is a predicted model, not a curated record. The transcript has a single exon. Bases 143 to 682 code for a protein of 179 amino acids.